Messenger RNA from Miniopterus natalensis, 525 nucleotides. The record is from RefSeq and is a predicted model, not a curated record. NCBI's taxonomy places the organism in Eukaryota, Metazoa, Chordata, Mammalia, Chiroptera, Miniopteridae.
AUGGACGCGGUGCUGCUAGAGCACUUCCCCGGGGGGCUGGACGCCUUCCCGUCUCCUUACUUUGACGAAGAGGACUUCUUCACCGACCAGUCCUCUCGGGACCCUCUGGAGGAUGGCGAUGAGCUGCUGGCUGACGAGCAGGCCGAGGUGGAGUUCCUCAGCCACCAGCUGCACGAGUACUGUUACCGCGACGGGGCGUGCCUGCUGCUGCAGCCCGCAACCUCGGCGGCCCCGCACGCGCUCGGAGACGGGGACGGAUGCGGGGAGGCCUUGGAGGGGCUGGGUGAACAGACUGACAAGCCGACCGACGGACGCACAGAUGGGUCCCCCUCCCCCAGCGACCCGGAUUAUGGCCUCCCCCCCCUUGCAGGACAUUCUCUCUCAUGGACUGAUGAAAAACAGCUCAAGGAACAGAAUGUUAUCCGAACAGCCAAAGUGUGGACCCCCGAGGACCCCAGGAAGCUCAACAGCAAAUCUUCCUUCAACAACAUAGAAAACGAACCGCCCUUUGAGUUUGUGUCCUGA